CCUUCUCCGAGCCUGGACGCCCUCUGCCCUCAGAGCUCCGGCCGCAGCCUCCGGGUGGGGACCAGGAUGGAGCUCAAGGUGUCCCCCCCUGACCUCCCUCCCGAGGUGGCCCCGGCGGUGGCUGCACGGCGCCGGGCCCUGAAGGCCCUGGAGGCCCUGGCCGAGGCCUUGGGGACACCGGACAGCAUCCCCACGGCACUGGCUGAGGCCGAGGCUGCACUGAGAGAGGCCCGGGUGGCCCGGGAGGGGCUGCAGGGGGCCCGGGAGGCCGCUGUGGCCCCGGCGGUGGCCCUGGGGACCCUGGGGGAUGAGGACGAUCAGCAGCUGCGGCAGAUCGGGGCCAAGGCUGAGGAGGAGGCUGCGGCGCUGGAACGCGAGGAGCGACGGGCACGGCGGUGCCAGCGCUGGCUGCGGGCUGGGCACGGGCUGACCAUGGGGCUGAUGGGGCUGUGUGGGACCGUGCUGUCCCUGGAUUCAGCCCACACUGCCCUGGGGGUGACCGAGGACAGUCAAAUGCUGCUGGCCCUGACAGUGGCGGCCGUGUCCUGCCAGAUGGCCUGGCGGGAUUUGGGGACAUCACGGCGUCACCUGGCCACUGCUGCAGGCCACCAGCGGGACAUGGCCCAGCGCCUGCAUGACCGUGCCCAGCAGGUGGCAGCUGCCAGGGCCAGCGCCAAGGCCACCACAGCCACCAACGAGGUCACCGCGGAUGUGCUGGGGCAGCUGGAGGAGAUGACGCGGGCGCUGGGGAGAUUGGUGGACGCUGUCACCCGGGACAGGGAGGUGACACCAUGGGGGACAAGGGGACAGGGCUUCCGCAACACUGCCCUGGCACUCAAGGACAUCAUAAAGUGCUUGGCGAGAUGGCGGGAGGGUCAUGAGGAGGUGACGUGGAAGCUGGAGGCAGCCCAUAGAGUGCUGGUGGGGCCGGGGGAAGGACAGGCUGGGGACGUGGGGGUGGCACUGUCACCGCUGGGGCACGGGGACACCCUGAAGGACAUUGGGGACCUUGGACACACCCCUGUGUCCUUCCCUUGGGGACCCCCAGGCCUUCCUGACAUCCCCUGUCCUGUUUUGGGUCACGACAAUGUCCCUGAUGUUCCCCAGUGUCCAAAACAGGAUCCCAGUGUCCCCUAGUGUCCCCAGCACGACACCGGGCUACAUUUGGGCCCUGCUGGGGACAUGGGGGGGACAUCAAGGCCUGUUGGGGACACUCAGGGGACAUCAGGGUCACGUUGGGGACACUGGGGGGGAUAUCAGGGCUCUGUUGGGUGCCCUGAGGGGAUGCUGGGGACAUUGGGCUCCUGUUGGGGACAUCAGGGAAGACAUUGAGUCCCUGUUGGGGUCACUUAUGGGAUACUGGGGGUGUGUUGGGGGACAACAGGGCCCUGUUGAGAACAUUGAGGGGACAUUGGGGUCCUGUUGGAGACACUCAGGGGACACUAGGGCUAUGUGGGGACCCUGAGGGGACAUUGGGGUGUCGUGUGGGCCAUGAGGGGGACA
Melospiza melodia melodia is the source of this 1503-nucleotide messenger RNA. RefSeq lists its product as uncharacterized. The record is from RefSeq and is a predicted model, not a curated record. NCBI's taxonomy places the organism in Eukaryota, Metazoa, Chordata, Aves, Passeriformes, Passerellidae. The coding region runs from base 67 to 1137 and encodes 356 amino acids. The transcript has 3 exons.